AUGACGGCAGCUUUAUAUGCGAAGGUUGGGGACUUGUCCCUCCUAACGCUACCAGAUAAGAUCAAGUACAAAUAUACACUGUUGAAGAUCACAAAGGGCGAGGUUCAAUUUUGGGCUGACGAAGUUGGUGACGCCAUCCCAAUGAAGUGCCGUUCCCAAAGCAAGGCGGAGGAAGCGGAGGAUGAGCAGCUACAGAGCGCAGGGGCAGUCUCCCCCGGCGAGAUGGCCAUGGUUAAACAUUUCCUAUCUACGGUCUGCCCACAGGAGACGUAUCACAAAUUAGAAAUCGACCAAUUUUACGAACAGAAAAAGCAGAUUCGGCAUAAAGAACAGAUACACAAGGAUGAUCCCAACACUGAGGAGGCGAAGAUGGCGCUCAGUUGCCUACGCCUUCUCGCGGAAGAGGUAGACCAACAAAGCGAUCUUGUAUCGUACGCGAGAAGCAAUCUCGUAGAACACCUCUCCGCUGUCAACUUAUCCCUGGUUCAGGUUGAUUACAAGACCACUUUUGGGCCCUACCUUGUUAGUCUCUUCAGUAUUGACUCUUCAAUCGAUACCCUGCUCAACAAUAACGGCUUAUCCGGCCCCUCACCCGAUGAACGGCGAAGAGUCUGUCAACUAUUGUUCAACGACGCCAGUAUGGAUAUCAUCCUUCAGUGGCUCAAUGACGAAGCGGUAAUUUUGAAUGUCAACGAUGAAGCUCGUGGGUGGAUCACCGGUCCAGUUCGUACUGAAGGUCGCCGAGCCUUGCUGAUGCCAGCUGCGAUGCGAAUGGCGAGGCAUCUGGUGCACGAGCAACACUUUGUACCGUUCAUAAAACAUGCUUCUGAAUUUCUUCCGGGCUUCCUCGAUAAGGUUAGUUGCCUUUUCAGCUCUAGUUAG
Molecule: messenger RNA, 882 nt
Organism: Aspergillus luchuensis
Lineage: Eukaryota; Fungi; Ascomycota; Eurotiomycetes; Eurotiales; Aspergillaceae
Exons: 1
Coding region: 1-882 (293 amino acids)
Source: RefSeq, a predicted model, not a curated record